Molecule: messenger RNA, 1254 nt
Organism: Triticum turgidum subsp. durum (durum wheat)
Lineage: Eukaryota; Viridiplantae; Streptophyta; Magnoliopsida; Poales; Poaceae
Source: the annotation of a GenBank genome assembly
AUGAGCACACAGAAUGUAAUUCCUAUGAAACAUAUCAUUGCUCCUGACAUCAGGGCUCACACCUGCAAUGCUCCACAACCUUCAGUCCAUCAAAUGUUCAAUGCUAAAUCCGAUAUUUACAGUUCGGCAGAUGAUACUUCCCGAGUCUCGUAUGCUGACCUAUCAGACCCGAAUUCAUCCAGCUCUUCCACAUUCUGCACAAGCAUGUACUCAUCGUCGUCGACAAAACCCAGUGGAUUUUCUUUCCUGCCCCAUCCUUCUAAAUGUGAGCAGCAGCAGGUAUCAGCUGCAAAAUCAUUGAGCUCUUCUUUGCUGUUUGCUGCUGAUCUGAGCACUGGCGUUCAUGGUGAUCUUGAACAUCCACUUGAUCUCAAGGACUUCCUUAACCUCUCCGGCAACGCUUCUGACAGUAGCUUCCGUGCAGGAGGCAAUGCCAUGGAUUUCAGUGAGCAGCUGGAGUUUCAGUUCUUGUCUGAACAACUUGGGAUUGCCAUCACCGACAACGAGGAGAUCCCUCGGUUAGAUGACAUAUAUGGCAUACCGCCGCAAUGCUCGCCUAUUCUUGUAUCGCCUUCAUCUGACCAUGAGGGUCUGCGCAGUGGGGGUUCUCCGGUCAAAGUCCAGUUGAGUUCAUCACCAUCAUCAUCGGGAGCUACAGCAUGUAGCAAAACGAGAAUGAGAUGGACACUUGAGCUCCAUGAGCGUUUUGUGGAGGCUCUGAAAAAGCUCGGAGGACCGGAAAAGGCAACUCCCAAGGGUGUGCUGAAGCUUAUGAAGGUAGAAGGCUUGACAAUCUUUCACGUAAAGAGCCAUUUGCAGAACUAUCGACAUGUGAAGUAUAUUCCGGAGAAAAAAGAAGUGAAGAGAACCUGUUCAGAAGAUAACAAGGCAAAAUCAGCACCUGGAAUUGAUUCUGGCAAAAAGAAUUCACAUCGAUUUCCAUUUCUUAGGAGUUUUCAAAUGGCGGAAGCACUACGGAUGCAAAUGGAGGUUCAGAAACAGCUCCAUGAGCAACUAGAGGUGCAAAGGAAAUUACAGCUGCGCAUAGAGGAGCAUGCAAGAUAUUUGCAGCAGAUACUAGAACAACAGAAGGCCAGAAAAUCCCCGGUACCGAAACCAAAGGAGGAAACAGAGGUCAACACCACUUCAGCUCCGUCGCUGAAGCGUAAACUUUCAGACACCAAAAUAGAACACAACUCGCAGAUGGAUAGCAGAAGGCCAGAGCUACAACUUGAUCUUGAAAGUGAACCAUGA